CAUGGCGUGAGCAUCAGGGAAGCGCCGGUGUCGCGGAAAAGCUUGGUUAUUUGUCGAUAUGAUAAUUUCAUAACCCUAACCCACUUCGCUUCCACAAUGCCUCCGCCAGUACAAGUCGCACGCAGGCGCAUUUUAGAACCAAAGAUUGGUGAGAAUGGCUACCAAGGCUUUCAGCCAGGGAAGUCUACUGUACUUCCGGCUGGUUGGAAUGGGCACAAUGCGAAAGCCCUCAAGAGCGACAUUCGGGUCGACCACGACGUCGAGAUAGUGAUGCACGAUGGUGUUAGGCUUUACGUCGAUAUCUACCGGCCCGAAGGCAGCACCGAGAAGAUCCCCGCAGUUCUCAGUUGGUCAUUUUACGGCAAGAAGUACAGUGCCCUCGAAAUGCUUCCCAUGUGUGUCUGGAACUGCUGUGUUCCCCGGUCUGAUCUAAGCGGUACCGAAAAGUUUGAAGGGUUGGAUCCUCAAAAGUGGUGUCCAAAAGGAUAUGCAAUUGUGAGUGUCGACACUCGUGGGGCUGGAAACAGUGACGGGGAGAUUGGAUAUAUUAUGGCAGAUUUCGAGAUUGGCUAGUUUUACGAGGCUGGUAACGAUUCCUACCGCGAUUACAAAUGAACAAGAAACUGGAAUCGGAGUCACCCGAGCUAGAAACGUACUGCUACGAGCUGUGCUAGCACUUCUCUUCCUCCUGUUUUUUUCUCUCCCUUUCCCUAGGCCAAGUCACAUACAUAG
This is a messenger RNA of Pseudogymnoascus verrucosus, 732 nucleotides long. RefSeq lists its product as uncharacterized. The transcript has a single exon. Gene Ontology annotation, molecular function: hydrolase activity. The record is from RefSeq and is a predicted model, not a curated record. NCBI's taxonomy places the organism in Eukaryota, Fungi, Ascomycota, Leotiomycetes, Thelebolales, Thelebolaceae. The coding region runs from base 97 to 573 and encodes 158 amino acids.